Messenger RNA from Dissoconium aciculare CBS 342.82, 1653 nucleotides. RefSeq lists its product as uncharacterized. The record is from RefSeq and is a predicted model, not a curated record. Gene Ontology annotation, cellular component: mitochondrion. Lineage: Eukaryota; Fungi; Ascomycota; Dothideomycetes; Mycosphaerellales; Dissoconiaceae. The transcript has 4 exons. The coding region runs from base 1 to 1653 and encodes 550 amino acids.
AUGGUCCACCCUCCUCUCUCCGACCUGUACAAUUACACCCGAGGGCGCUUCGUUUGCGACGAGAAAACCGAAAUGGCCCAGCGACAUAUAAUCUUCGACGUCCACGAAUUAGGCAAAAUUGCGGCAGAUGCCGUCGGCGGGAGCUCCUGUUCUUGUGUGAAGCUGGAGAAAUUGCCGGAUGGAUUGUUCAACAAGGCUUUGCUUUUGACGAUGAGCGAUGGACGGGAGGUGGUGGCGAAGAUUCCGAAUCCCAACGCUGGGCCGGCGGGAUUGACGGUGGCGAGUGAAGUCGCCACGAUGGACUUCAUGCGCGAGACUUUGAGAAUUCCAACACCGGAGGUCUACGCGUGGUGCAAUGAUUCCCGGGAGACGCGCGUCGGCGCCGAAUACAUCCUCAUGGAAAAGGUCGAGGGUGUUCCUCUUGAGACUGUGUUUCCCUCCAUGUCGAUAGAGGACCGCUGGGCGCUGACCAGGACGAUCGGUGAAUAUCAGAGGACUUGGGCAUCGACGGUGUUCGAGAAGUUCGGGAGCAUCUACCACGUCGGCGAUUGCCCGGAUGGUGGUACUCCUCUGAGAUUCACCGAUCGAGAUGGGGUUUCCAGGGAGGAUGCGAGGUUCUCUAUGGGACCGACGACGGGGAGGGAUUGGAGCGAUAACGAUAGAUUGUCCAUCGCUUUUGAUAGAGGCCCAUGGAAUCAAGUCGUACAGUACCUCAGAGCCAUCGGCGAGAGAGAGCUCGCGUGUGUCCGACAACUCUCGAAACUACCCAAAUCCCCCGUGACUCUCUGCGGGCCCGGAACAUAUCAGCCCACCCGAGCGAAGAAAACCCAAGCCAUCCGCUAUUACCUGGACUUGAUCGACCACAUCGCUCCCACCGACGAAGCCCUCCGUCGAGCAUGCCUCUGGCACAGCGAUCUCCACACGGAGAACAUCUUCGUCGACCCCCUCCACCCGACCGAGGUGACGAGCAUCAUCGACUGGCAAUCCACCGAGAUCGCCCCCUUGUUCGUCCAAGCCCGGCAACCGUAUUUCCUCGAUUACGAGGGUGUCCAGCUGCCCGGGGUAGAACGUCCCGAGCUCCCGAGCGAUUACGAGCAGUUCCCCGAUGAGGGAACAGUCCGCGCCAACACCCUCUACUCGCGACAGGCUCUCCGCGCACUCUAUCGGACGCUGAUGGCGGGCACCGCGCCGGAGGUCUGGAAGUGUUGGCAAUUCCAGGAGGCCGCCUCGCCUUCUUCGUUUGACCUCCUGUCGCUCGCGCGGAGUCUCCUCGUCGACGGCGAGGCGACGUACACGGCCACCAUCCUCGAGCUUCUCGAAUCUUCCUCAUCCACCGGUCCUCCUCCCGCGGCGGCGGCGGUCGGGCUGGCGGCCAACAACAGCGACGAUAUCCGAACACUCAAGUCCUAUUCAUCGUCCGAGAAGGACGCGGUCAUGGCGGAUUCGGAGGGUGCAUUGCGCGGGAUGUAUGCCAUGCAAGAUGUUCGAGACAGCUUGGAAGACCUGUUCCCUGAGCGUGGGCUCGUGAGGUCGGAGCAGUAUGAGCUCGCGAAGGCCGCCCUUCGCCAAUGCAAGGAACAGUUCAUCGAAAGGAUUGCGCGCACUGACGAGGAGAAAGCCGUGUGGCGAGAGUCAUGGCCGUUUGAUGAUUGA